GGGGCGGGCCGGCGGCUGCGCGCUGUGCGGCGGGGCCGGGUGCACGCUGAGGAAGGAGCAGCGAGCGCGGAGCGGAACCCUCGGCCGCCGGCAGAAUGCCAGUACUAAGCUGUAGAUUCUACCAGCAUAAAUUUCCAGAGGUGGAAGAUGUAGUGAUGGUCAAUGUUCGGUCCAUCGCUGAAAUGGGGGCUUACGUCAGCCUGCUGGAGUACAACAACAUUGAAGGCAUGAUCCUCCUCAGCGAGCUGUCCAGAAGACGUAUUCGUUCGAUAAACAAACUCAUCCGCAUUGGAAGGAACGAAUGUGUUGUGGUCAUAAGAGUUGACAAAGAGAAAGGUUAUAUUGACUUGUCAAAACGAAGAGUUUCUCCAGAGGAGGCAAUCAAAUGUGAAGACAAAUUCACAAAAUCAAAGACUGUUUACAGCAUUCUUCGCCAUGUUGCUGAGGUCUUGGAGUACACUAAGGAUGAGCAGCUUGAGAGUCUGUUCCAGAGAACUGCCUGGGUAUUUGAUGACAAGUACAAAAGACCUGGAUAUGGUGCUUAUGAUGCAUUCAAGCAUGCAGUCUCGUAAGAACAUCUUUUCUAUUUCUAUGGG
Molecule: messenger RNA, 596 nt
Organism: Oxyura jamaicensis (ruddy duck)
Lineage: Eukaryota; Metazoa; Chordata; Aves; Anseriformes; Anatidae
Product: eukaryotic translation initiation factor 2 subunit 1
Exons: 4
Coding region: 96-572 (158 amino acids)
Cellular component (GO): multi-eIF complex; eukaryotic translation initiation factor 2B complex; eukaryotic translation initiation factor 2 complex
Molecular function (GO): RNA binding; translation initiation factor activity; ribosome binding
Source: RefSeq, a predicted model, not a curated record